AUGCGGAGCCGGACGACCGUCCUUCUGGCCGCUCUCGGCCUUCUCAUUUCCGGAAUUGGUAAGUUUUUUGGGAGAAAAAAGCAUACUGUAACUUCUGUUUCGAACGCAUCGUUCAAUACGGUGUUUUACUACACCAUUAUUAGUAGGAUUUCACUCAGUAACAGUAUACCUUUGACAUAUUUUAAAUCAUCCUUUUUUCAGAUGCCGCCCGAUACCAAGUAAUAUCACAUCCGGUGGAUGAUAAUGGAGCCGUCUCCGCCCUAUCCCAACUAAAUUUGGACUGUAAUGGCAAAGCCGAUGGUCUGUAUCCAGCCAGAAGUAACACUUGCCAGACCUUCUUCUUCCACUGUGUUUCCGGCAAAGAACACAAGCAGAAAUGCCCGGCGGGUCUCUUCUAUCAUGAACAAAAUCAAGCGUGCGAGUUCAGAGACAAUGUGCCAGCUUGCAAAGCAAACCCAGCGUAAGUCAGAGCAUUUGAGAUCAAGCGUGAUAUAAGGGGUGGAAUAAAAACUUUUGUUUAGACCUCCUCCAAGACCUGCCCCCACUCCAGCUCCAUUGCCCGUUCCACAACCGCCUCCUGUUCGCGGUCAGCCAAAUGGAGGUGCCCAACCAGGUGGAACAGUCCAUUCUCCAGCCCCGGGACAGCCAGGAGGUCCAGUUCGUGGACAAGCUCCAAGCGCUCCAAUCCAGGGUCAAAAUGCCGCAGGUUCAAUUCAGACCCAACAACCCGAAGGACAAAGCCAACCUGGCCGAUCCGUUCAAUCCAGAGCUCAAAGCCAACCAGUACAACCAGUCCUUGUCCAACAGCCAAAACAAGAUACCAGGCCAAUCCAAGUCCAACAACCCAAGGUAGAAAUCCAAUUGGGCCCUGGUCCAGUCCAAAUUCCUAAGGGUCCAAUUAUUAUUGGCCCAAACAUCCCGGUCCGCCCACCAUCCCCGCCAACACCUCCAAACGGCCAAGACCAGCCUUUGCCUAUCCAACCUGGAGGCCCAAUCAUUACUGAUCAGCCACCUUCUGCUCCUCCGCAAUCUUACCAAGGAAUCAAUGGCUAUGGAAAGUAUGGUCCGGUUCAGCAACCGGAAGGACCAGUGCCACCACCAAAUAAGCCUGGGCAGACUUAUCAAGGAGUCGGCGGAUAUGGAAAUCACAAAGGAUCCAGUCAAAAUCAAUGGGGAGGAUCGGUGAAUCAACAAGGGGGAAAUGGAGCCCAAUGGCCUUCAGCCUCGAGCUACCAAAGUCCUUCUCCAAACUACCCCAGCUCCGCUUCAGCUUACCCAAGCCCCGCUCCAGCCUAUCAAAACCAAGGCUAUCAAUCCUCCGGCUAUGGGCAGCAAGGGGCUUAUCCAAGUCCUUCUUCUCCAUCUCCCGCGUAUCCAGGAUCCCCAGCCUACAAAGCUCCCCUACCAAGUUAUCCAGCGCCGUCUUACGGGCAUGGUCAGUCUGCUCCAAGCUACUCAGGAUAUCCAUCGCCGUCUUAUCCAUCAGCUUCUUACCCAAGCCCAGCUUAUCAGCCAGCCCGUCCCUCUUAUCCCAGCCCAAGUUACCCCGCUCCGAACCCAGCGUAUCCCGCUCCUUCCUAUGGCCAGCCAGCUCCCACAGGAACUUAUCCAGCGCCCCAAUACGGAUCCAGUUAUCCAUCCGCUCCAGCUUAUCCCAGUCCAAGUUACCCUGCUUCGAAUCCAGGAUAUUCCGCUCCAUCUUAUGGUCAGCCCGCUCCGACGGCAGCUCCCCAAUAUGGAUCUAGUUAUCCAUCAGCUCCAGCUUAUCCGAGUCCAGGAUACCCGGCUCCAAAUCCAGGAUAUCCCGCUCCAUCUUAUGGCCAGCCAGCUCCCCAAUACGGACCUAGCUACCCAUCAACUCCAGCUUAUCCCAGUCCAAGUUAUCCUGCUCCUGGAUAUGGCUCUCAAUCUUACGGUAACCAAGGAUAUCCUGGUUCGCAAUAUCCAGCUUCGCCUCAAGGAUAUGGCCAACAAAGCUAUGGCGGAUACCCAGACUUUGAUGAUGAUGAGGAAGAAAAUUAUCCACCGGGUUAUGGUCGAUACGCCGGAUAUGGAGAACAUCACAAUGGAUAUGGAUAUAACGAAGAAUCCGAAUCGGGUGAAACCUUCAACUUCGAAGGUUACUCUCAACCAAUUGGGUAUGGCAACGCGGGUUACGGUAGCAGCUAUGGACAAGUUCCUAGUGUGCCCCGAGGCUAUGGAGGAGAGAUUCACGGAGUCAACAACGAAGAUCUCUAUUUAAGUGGGGAUAAAAAAAGUAAGAGCUGGUGACACUACAAUCUAAUACACAUCGUAUUUAGAGAGUGAAAAAAAAGAUCAAGAGGUGAAAACGGAUAAAGCGGAAGGAGCGAAAAAGGAAGGAGAGAAAGAGGAAGAAGUGGAGGGUUCUGGCACCGAAGCCGACGAACCCGUUGUAGUCCCCAGAGUCAAAAGACAAGACAGACCAGUCUUGAGGCCGGAAGGUAAGCUACUAAAAGGUUUUAUACGCAUUGUUAUUUCAAGUCAAACUACAAUAUUAAAUGUUAUCUUAGACAUGCACGAUCUAGAUACCGUGUUAUCAUACCACACUCCUCCUCCUCCUCGCCCAUGCAUACUAGGUUACCCUCCAAGUUAUCCAUGUGUAGAUUAUGUAGAUGAGUACAUUAUCGAGAAACGUGAUGUUCAUUCGAACGGCAGCCCCCGAAUCCACGAGCAAGUUGUUCCACCAAGUCCGUAUGGAAGAGCUGGACAGGCUGUUUACCCUCAGGGGCAGAUCCAAUUCCCUCCAACGAGAAAUGGAAGACCUGAGAAACCAGCACCUCCACCGUAUGUUUAAGACCUUUUUGAUCAGUUUUGGAACUGGAAUAGCCCGGAAAUCUUAUAAAUGGCUGGUCAAAGAGUUGCAACGGUAGUCAAAUAAUCGAAACGAAUAGGAAACUGGGUUGGAUUUGCACAAGUAUUCGCCUAGCAGAUUAAACAACCAAUCCAGGCCUUUAACUAUCCGUGUAUAAGAUUCCGACGCUUUGACUACCCCUUUCGAUUAUUUUACGACCAAUCCAGUUGUUUUUCUAGUAAUUUAUAAGGCUUUUGGGUGGCCAAAUUCGUAAUUAUCACUUUUCAAUGCCUCUGCUAUGAAAUAUUAUACUUUAGCCCAAACAGCUGGAGUCAGGUCGGCCGAUCCUUGGAGCCACCUCCUCAAAGCCCCGAAUACACGGUCCCCGGUCCCUUACCAAACAAAGGUCCCGCCGAGCAAAGGACGUUCCCCCGGGCCUAUGAGAUAAAUGUCCAAUAA
Molecule: messenger RNA, 3271 nt
Organism: Bursaphelenchus xylophilus (pine wood nematode)
Lineage: Eukaryota; Metazoa; Nematoda; Chromadorea; Rhabditida; Aphelenchoididae
Source: the annotation of a GenBank genome assembly